Molecule: messenger RNA, 3248 nt
Organism: Orussus abietinus
Lineage: Eukaryota; Metazoa; Arthropoda; Insecta; Hymenoptera; Orussidae
Exons: 5
Coding region: 325-1902 (525 amino acids)
Source: RefSeq, a predicted model, not a curated record
GGCGCGCAAAGUGGAGAGGAGUCUUCGCAGUCCGGUCGACAGACUCAAAGGACUCGAGGUUCACUCGGAAACUAACCUCUUCACCCUCCAAGUGCCCCAAAACCUCGACCACUCCCGCCCGAGUGGGACAACCGGAUAACCUCUCCGACGUUUUUCCCUCUCCGUGUCCCAAACCUUCUACGGACUGUAAGUAAGGUUAAAUUCCCCCGGGAAACCGAGAUCAUUCGAGAAAAAGUGCUCGUGACGUGAAAUGACCGCUCCUUUGAAGGGAGCUCUCGUCGAGGCGGGACUUUUCGCGUAGCCGGCGAGAAAUCGAAAAGCAAGAUGGCGGACGGGCCGAAAGUGGAGUUCGCCUUGGGCAGCGAGGUCUCGCCAGGACACUUUUUCAAGAGCUCCUUCGCCCGAUCGUUCGUCACCAACUGCCGCGACACCAAGUCCCUCGACAUCGGCUUCCUCGACAACGCCAUCGCCGAGGAGCCCGAGAGCAUCGUCGCCGCCGACAACAGGAACAACAAUUUCUGCUCCCUCGUGAAUUUCGGAUCCCUAACCGGCGAUUGCCAUAAUCUCUGGAAGGUCAACGAGACUCGCUCUGCCGGGAACGUCGAAUCGGACGAGCUGGAUAAACUUCGUAAACAAUGCCAGACCCUGACGGAGGAGAACCGAAGGCUGCAGAACGCCCUGUCGACGAGCCAGGCGUCCCACGUACAAGUCAUCGACAAUGUCUGUCUGCAGACGCAGGUGGACACGCUCCAGUGGCAGCUCAAACAGACCGAAGCGAAUCGCCAGAUGUACCGGUCGUUGAUGGAGCAGGUGGUGCGUUUCCUGGACCGGACGAGGAAGAGUCUGGACAUCCUCCACGAGAAGACCAACCCGAAGGACAAGCUUCGAGUUCCUCGCAGCCGCAGCGUCCACGCGGUCCAUUGCGAAGAGGCUCACCACAGGUCAGGGAACCCCAACGUUUCCGGGGUUCCCCCGAGUUCCACGUCCAGGUUCACCAGGGCGAAGUCGGUCACUCAGAUCUCGCCGAGCGGCAGCGGCUUCAGGGAGUUCACCUGGUCGGUCCUGCGCAGGAACGACCCCGUGAAUUGUACGUCGCCGCGCAACAAUAAGCCUACUCGGCAGGACCUGAACAAGACCCACGAAGGGGUCAUCUACAGGCACCCCAAGCAGGUGGAGAUGGACCCUGACGACAUUCCCCCGGAGAAGCUGUCGCAGGAGGCUUUCAGGCUGAUGAGGACCGUCCAGUCUCUCCUGGCCAUGAGGGAGCCGGAUCUCGCCAGGGUGUCCAUGGCGGAGAACAACACUUGCCACGUGGACAGGGACGCGUCCUUGCAGCCCAACUUUGCCAACUCCACGGCCAUGCAGGACUCCUUCGGCGGCGAGUUGGAGAGGUCCGGGUACGUGAAGGGGAACGACGACAGAGGUAAUCCAUUGUUGCCGGGGACUCGCAGAUCCUUGGACGCCACGUCCCUGAAUUCGGGGAGCAGUAAGACCACGGAAACCACCACUACCACCGAGGAGGACGACGCGGCCGUUCCCGGGAUCCUGGGCCCCAUUGAGAGGGAGUUCAUGGGGACUCCCACGUCCACUCCCAUCAGAAAGAAGAGGCAAGAAAAGGAGGUCGUCCGGAUGAGGUCCAAGCCCGCUACCAGCGUCAGCAGUGCCGAGGACGAGAGUGGGUUCUCGUCCAUGAGCUCUUUCCAGGAAGUCGGACUUCCUGGGGGGAUCUCGCCCAUUAAGGGCUGCCACACGGAAGUCGGCCUCCCGGAGAUCCCUCUGGAUAAAGUUCGGCACAGAAGGUGGACGUCGACCCCCUCGGAAAUUCAGACGCUUUUCAAGAGGCACAGCACCAGCUUCGUCGGCAACCAACCCACCACGGAAUCUUUCAGUGUUUGGGUCUAAUUAUUUUUUAAAGUCGAGGCUAACUACUCGUAUACGGGACCAUUUAGGUCCAGGGGUUCCCACGUUAUCUCCGGGUGAAUCCCAAUUUUUAUGAGGCACGGUACGAGUCUAAUGGGGGGCCGUUAUUAAAUCUCUUAGUUUUCGGACCUAGCAUGUGAAAGGAGCAAUUAGAUCUUGCGGGUUUGGAUACAAAAAAAAAAAAAUCUCGCAAAGAAUGGGAAAAGUCCGGACCUGGAUAAAAGAUCCUUUAACUCCCACGCCAGCCUGCAAUGGAGUCUAUUUCUUUUUAAGAGUAAUUGUAGACUAUGGAAACGUUUCACGUGGUGUCUUUACUUCUUGGGUCGAUUAAAGAAGGAAGCCUUGAUCGUGCACGUCAUUUUUUUUUUUUUUUCUUUUGCCUUCUUUCGUGAAUACUUCGUUACUAUUGUACAUAGCUUGUAUACCGUCGUUUUGUACCAACUAAUUUGCGAUACAUUUGUAAUUUUUUCCAUUACUCUAAGCUCGUGGCUGAUAUACUGAGCCGAUCGCGCGAUUUAGAUGGUAGAAUUGACUGUAAGUUAUUCGUCGAGGAGGGCGGAAUUUCUUCUUUUUUUCUUUCUCUCCUUUUCACUGUACUUCAUUCGUAGUAAUCAUUUUUCCCCCUUUCUAGCGUACUCGUCCUUCUCUACGAAACUGCGUUUUUUUAAAACGGCCUCGACCAUUGACUCCGUCGACUUUGGAGACUUUUCAAGUAGCUUGUCUUUCCUCGACUCGGCUAAUUUAGUUGUAUACAAUUUCAGGGUCUAAGUAAAAGAGAAACAACAAAAAGAAAAUAACCGAAAAUCAUGCAAAGGCUCUUGCAGAAGUAGAAUCAGAUUCUACUUCUAGAAAGACCCUUUCCGACGUGCAUGUGGGCCUCGUACAACUAAACGUAUAAUUAUUCAGAUUUUAAUCUUAUUAAUUAUUUAGUUAUAAUUAUUUCAGAUCGAAAUCUGACUAAUUAUAGGCCUGAAUAUAUGCUAUCGAUAAAUCGCCGAGUCGAUUGAGCAUCCCUCGUUAUUAGAGCGCUAAAUUACGAUCCGAUUCACUUAAGUACCUAGACAUUAAACCGAAGAUAACCAAGUUUGCGGAUGAGAGGAUAUUUCCGGGGGAGAGUAUUAUCAAUGACGAAAUUCACCUCGCGGUAUUGUAAUUAUUACCGUGUUACGUUUUACUGCAUCGUUAAUUGUAGUUUCGUACUUCUUUCCUCGUGUUUAAGGUUGUCUUUAUUACGAUUAUGAACGAUAAGAAAUGGAUCGCCAAGUCCGCGAACUCGAAGAAGUAACGUUUACUACUGUAAUUGUAUAAUAAAAUCGAGUAUGUAGAAA